This is a messenger RNA of Heterotrigona itama, 1157 nucleotides long. The record is from the annotation of a GenBank genome assembly. Lineage: Eukaryota; Metazoa; Arthropoda; Insecta; Hymenoptera; Apidae.
AUGAAAGUUUAAAUUUUUCUAGCAAUAUGUGAUAUUUGACAUGGAAUAGAAUUUCUCAGUUUCCUCAAGCAUCAAUCUCUUAUGGAUACAUCUUAUUUAUUUAUUUAUAUAUUUUGCCUUAUAUUUAUAUUUUAUAUAUUUUCUUCCAGACAAGAGGAUUUUCCAAUACAUGGAAGGUUAGCUAUAAUUCGGCCAUCGAAUGCAUACCACCGAUCGUAACUAUCUAUCUCUCCAUAGCGACGUAUUGUAACAUAUUUUUUAAUGCAGGGAAGCUUACGUUUAUACAACAUUAUUCGCGUACAUACUGUUGCCAACGGUAACAUUGGUAAUUGUAUCUUCGAAUCAUUCUGAGUUUAAAACCUUCCCAGUCGUUGUCGAUUUCGGUGUAGACCUGCAACAAUAUUAUUAUCAUUUGUUCAUACCUGCUUACAUGUCAAUGUUCAUGGUUGUCAAUGUAAUUGCUUCUUGCGAUGCCACAUACAUGGUGUAUGUACAACAUGUCUAUGGUUUAUUAGCGAUUGUGAGUUACAAACUAAGAACUUUGCUCAUUUUGGAUACAAAUAAUGUGAUAGACUCAAAGAAUAACUGUUCGGUCAAAAGGUACAACGACAUUGAAUUAUCAUUGGUACACGAAGAGAUAAUUUUCAGGAAACUAGUGCUUUGCAUAAAAGAACAUCAAAAUGCAAUAAAACUGUUAUGAAUUUGGGUAUCAAUACAAGCAACAUGACGCGAUUUGGAGCACUUACAUUGGCACAGGCUAUACGCAUAUUUAUUCUUUGCCUUCCUGGACAAAGACUACUGAAUCACAGUGAAGAAGUAUAUACCGCGGCCUGCGAGGUAAUGUGGUGUAUAUUGCCCAAAAAAUGUCUUAAUUUAUAUAACAUCGUACUCGCAAGGAGUAUGGUAUUGAAUAAAAUAACAGCUUUCAAAGUAGCUAUCAUGUCAAUGGAAACAUUUCAAGCGAUUAUUCAAACCGCUAUGAGUUACUUCACUGUAUUAUUAUCAACUACAUGAAUUGAAAAUUGAACGUAUCUUAAUUCUAAUAUAUUUAGUUACAUUAGAUAUUGUAAUGAAAUAAUGACUUUUACUGUAUUAUACUAUAGUACUCAGGUAAAAAGAAAUAUACUUAGAGAUGGAUAAAUAUAUUUAUAUCAAUG